AUGGAGAUUUCAUGUCACCAAACGGGUACUAUAUCAGACCGGUCAUGGAGGAUUUCACUGACCUGCGAGGGAGCUAAACGGCAUACUGAUCUCCACGACCCCUUCAAAAUAGAAGCUGAGGAAAAACUGAUUCAGUGGUAUUUGGAAGAUUUUGCUGUUAAGCCAUUUGCGAAGUAUCGCGCGGCUGCAGCUUCCGCUGAGCUCCGACGAUAUGGCAAUUCGCUUUGGCAGCAACUCGGAAUUACAACAGGAAACAAGACCCCGAGUACAGUCAAUCUCAAGAUAUUGCUGUAUCGAGGCUCCCGAGAUAUUGACAGGAUCCACUGGGAAGUCCUCGAAACAAUUCAAGGCCUUCCCUUCAACAUAAUUGUUCACAGAGUGAUAAUCAAUGACACCUUCCAACAUCAACUCUCAGCUAGCAACUCUCCGUCAAUUCGCGAUGGCAUUUUCCGCAUAUUAAUAGUAUCUGCCAGAUCAAACACAAGACCCGAUGUGCCCUACAGGCUUACAAGCCUGCCUCUUCUCCAGACUCUCAAAGGAAACCCUAAAGUUGAAAUGGAAUUCGUGCACACUGGAACUUUUGAAGAGUUUAAAGAGACUUUAAGCCAGAAGCCUGUAUCCCGAAAGGCUCACCUGGUUCAUUUUGACCUCCAUGGAAGAAUUGAUAAGAAGAAAGGGCCUGUUCUGGAAUUUGCAGACUCGAAUUUGGCCCAUCGAACAAGCCACACUGCAUCGUCAGUUGCCAAAGUACUCCACGAAAACGGAGUACAAUGGGCGGUUCUAUGUGCCUGUCGUACUGCAAAAGCGACUUCCACAUUCAAUCACCUAGCAAUAGAGUUUCUUGAAAAUGGGAUUAAGGGAAUAUUCGCCAUGAGGUAUGAAAUCAAAGCGACUGCUGCAAAAAUAAUAACCUCUUCUUUCUAUCAUGCGCUUUGUCAAGAGGGGAAAACAUUUGUCGAAGCUGCAUAUACCGCGCGGCGUGCUUUGCAAGAAAAUCCCUCACGUCCCGCACAUUUUGGUGAAAUGGUCGACAUACAAGACUCUUUGGUACCUGCAGUAUAUUCCGUCGACGGGGAGAAUUUUCGACUGGCAUGCGAAGAGCUUCUGCCAGAGAUAAUUGGCAGAGAAGAUGAUAUCCGGCAAUUAAGUAGGAUCAUGCGUCGGGAAAAAUCUUUCCUGGUGGCUUUUGGUGACAUUGGCAGUGGUAAAUCACUGCUUUUGAAACACCUGGCCUGGUGGUGGAGAGAAUCGGGGCUCUUCCGCCGAGUGAUCUAUUUAAAUGUUUCUCUCUUCAGCACUACACCCAACGAGGAUAUUCCAGUUGGGCUGAUGGCCGUUGGAAGAGGUUUCUGGCAAUCUAUUCUUGGUGACAGCACAAUUCAGCCCAAAAGUUUGGAUGCGGUAUCCUAUCUCACUCAGGCAAUGGAAGCAGCCAAGGAUCAGGAUUGUAUUGUUCUCCUUGAUGGUGUUGAUGAGACUUACAAGUACCCAUCAAAAAGUGACGACACUGCGGAUGAAUGGCUGAGUUUUUUUAACAUCACCAAGAAUCUGUCUGCCACCGGCUUUAAGCUGGUAGUGGGAACCAGCUCCCGCUCGCUGGUCUCUGAUGAAGAUGCCAGCAGCAGCGUUUUCGAGAUCAGUCGUGAAAUGACGACGCUAGACGCUCGAAAGUUUAUCACCAGCAGUCAAAUGCAACCUCAAACGUCAGGUCCUUCAAAGGACUCGCCUGAUACCCAUCUUCUUCGCGUAUUCGAGGUAUUGCAAUACAACCGCACUGUUUUGAAGACUCUCUCUGGUCAAUUGGAGGGAAAAUUUCACGGACUAGAGGCCAUUUUAUCGUGGGAUAUUGGACUCGACCGUGACGCGCCCAAAGGAGCGAUGUUUUGCUACAUCUCUGAAAAGGCCGAAAUGUUCAGAAGUCUUGACCUUAACGAUAGCCAAGGUCUUGGUCGCACACAUCACCUGAUGAUUACAAUUAUGAAGCAUCUGGUUCGACAUGGCCGAUAUCGAGAUAUUUGGGCUUUGCUUUCUAUUGGCGUGUGGGUUGACGUACUCCCCCAUCCAGAUGGAAUAGCAGACAUCUUCCAAGGUGAAAACUUUGCACUGAAGAUGGCUGCUCCUCUUUUUAAGGAAAUGGUGGAUAUCGUACCGGACGUCAAUCUUGUUGUAUUCCCUUUACCAUUCGAGCUGUGGUCUAUGCUGAAUAAUGUCACUCUGUUAGAUAAUGAUCAGUCUUCUUACGCAACAGAGGAAAUGGUCGAAUCUUUGAGAUAUGUCGUACAGCUUCUGGUCGCGGCGAGGUUACUCACCGGCCGCACUGAAGUACUGAUAGACGGAAAGCAGGGAUACCGACUGCACCCGGCUCUUACAAUCUGGAUUCGGCGGAUUUUACGAACCCAGGUUUGUUUCGGUAUUCGCUGUGGCCUUUUUGUCUGUAUGGAGCAGAGAGCUGGGCAAAUGCUUGAGCUCAAUGAUGACAUCCCCAUAACACAGGAGAAAACUUCGAUUCUAUCUCCCUCCUUCCCAUUCAUCGAAAGGGAGAAAUGGAAUUUAAUGGCGGCUGUCGCUGGAAUGCACCAAUACUCCCAUCUCCUUCGGGAGGCAGCACCAUCGAACUUUGCAGCCGAUAGCCAAACAUUUGCGUGGCAAACUUUCAACGCCUUGGCCCCGAUAUGCGCGCUGACUGAGGAUUUCUGUACCUGGUUCUUGACACAUGUUGCAUUGAAAUAUCUUGAGAUUCGAGAACCACUCAUACCUGAAUCUCUCGACGACCCGCUUCCUGACCCUCUUGGUCCUCUUCUACUCCUCCUGAACUGGACGGUGAUGAUGUUGCAAAGAUAUAGACUUGAAGAAGAAAUGAAAGUUCCUUUGAGACUCCGCCGAAUGAUUCUUCGCCGACUCAAAGCAAUGAGGAUCGCUGGAGUUGGAGCCGAGGAGUUGUCGGAUAGGAAUGUUGUCACGCAUGAGAUCAGAGGGUGGCUGAACGAGGCAUGGAUAACGGUUAGAUUGCCCGACAGCACACAGGCAGACAUGGACCCCAUUGUGGAGAUGAUCACGAUAUCUUCCAAACAACUUGGAGACACCGCCUGGAACAUGAGGAUACAAUGGAUGAUUGACCAGAACAAACAAGGACUCAUCAACGAGAUCCAAGACUUCACUAGCAUUGAGGAUACUCUCAAGAGUAUCAGGGAAGGUGCUGGUCAAGACUCUAGCGAGCUUGGAGGUGAACGGGCAGGCCAGACCCUGAUCCUCGAAUUCGUUCUCGACACAAUCAAGUACUUCAACGGACAAGAUGAGACUGUCUCCAGCCCUGCCCAAUUCACUUGGAUGUUUGAUAUGAUUCAAUUCAUGGAGAAAAUAGAGUUCUUCCGCAGUCUUCCUCCAUGGUACAUCACGGAAGUGAGAGACAUUUUCGCCCACCUCCGCCGUGGCAACAUACCACUAGCCAUGGCCGCAGCUGAAAGAGGUCUGUAUAGUGCUGAAAGUGAUGGCCACGUUCUGGUGGCAGCGAACUUCCGCCAGGUUUGCCACCGAAUCGGGGAGAUGGACACUGCAGGCGAAUAUGACGCAGUCCAAACGCAGAUUGCUCGCAUAGGACCCAACUCUUCUGAGUUGCUCCGUGGUAUAUUGAAUUCAUUGGCAAGCCACGAUACCCCGUCUGCCUACUUGGAGGCCAACCUCGCAUACAUACAGAUGAAUGUCAGUCUGAAACUCAUGCCCAUCUUUCAAGACUUUUUGUCGCCGCAUAUGCAAUCUCUGGUCCAGAGUAGCCCGGAACGAAAUGUGGCUUUUGAAGGGUUAGAGCGACUUGUGGCACUCUUGGAACCUUAUCAGUCGGCUAGGCUAGAAGACAGGAGAGAGUGGGUGUGUCUAGUCCAGGCUAUUUUGGACCUGACUGCUGAGCUCGCCGAUCAAACGGGACCCAGUCAGCGGGAAUGGAUGGUGAAAGCGAUGCAAAUGUUUCCAGGCUCGGGAGGAAAUGCUGGGACACGUGGGAAUUUUGACGUUGGGAGGCAGAAUUAG
This is a messenger RNA of Penicillium verhagenii, 4023 nucleotides long. RefSeq lists its product as uncharacterized. The transcript is spliced from 2 exons. The record is from RefSeq and is a predicted model, not a curated record. Gene Ontology annotation, molecular function: ATP hydrolysis activity. NCBI's taxonomy places the organism in Eukaryota, Fungi, Ascomycota, Eurotiomycetes, Eurotiales, Aspergillaceae. The coding region runs from base 1 to 4023 and encodes 1340 amino acids.